AUGGCUGAUGGCCAGGUCCGCCUGCUAUUGAUUUCCACGUCUCAGACAGCCCAGCCGCCUUCUCUAGUCGACGGCAUUCGUUGGUCAGCUGCCUAUUGCAUCUACAACACCAACACCGCCAACAACAACUACUACUACUACAAUUACGUCUACGACUACAACUACAACGAGUCGGUCAACUACGUCCCCUUGGACGAGCUGGUGCCCAACGCCGUCGUGUACGGGCUGACGUUCCUGCUGGGUCUGGUGGGCAACGUCCUCGUCAUCAUCUCCGUGGCGCGCUACAAGAGGAUGCAGAACGUCACCAACAUCUUCCUGCUCAGUCUGGCUACCGCCGACCUCCUGCUGGUCCUCAUCUGUGUACCAGUCAAGAUUGCCAAGUUUUUUUCCUUCACUUGGACGUUUGGAGAGGUCCUGUGUAAGCUGGUGCAUUACCUUCAGAACGUGUCCAUCAUUUGUUCAGUGGCCAAUCUCACUGGACUCAGUCUCGAAAGAUACUACGCCAUUCUUCACCCGAUACGUGCUAAAUACACGUGUACCGUGACACUGGCAAGACGAACCGUCUUAGUCAUCUGGUUACUCAGUGUUCUUAUGGCCUUACCCAUUCUCGUGGGACAGACUCACCUUCCCGUGGGUGAACGAGUAAAAGCCUUCUGGUGCCUUGAACGCUGGGAUCGAGUCAUCUACCACCAGCUGUACCAGCUGUACAUGUUCAUCAUCAUCCUCAUCAUGCCCAUAUCGCUGAUGACCUUCGCCUACUCGAGUAUAUGCAGAAAGCUUUGGAAAGUCAGCUACCACAGGGCCACGAUACGUGCUAACAGACCGAGACUGUCGUGUCAAGAAACGGGAUUGCUGUAUACCCCGACCAGAUUCAGACAGGACAAAGUGUUGCCAGGGAGUCUGACCGUUAGGAGGAAGAGGGUCAGUAUGGAUGAAGAUGCUACUCGAAAGCAGGUCAUAAAGAUGCUGGUGGCCGUCGUGGUGCUGUUCACUAUAUGCUGGGGACCAAUCAUGAUGAACAAUCUUCUCGUUGCCUUCCACGUGUUAACUGACCUGAACGAGGGUCACCUGAAGCCCAUCAGACAGGCCUUCUGGCUGAUGGCCUACUCCAACAGCUGCGUCAACCCGAUAGUCUACGGAUUCAUGUCCAAGAACUUCAGGGACACCUUCCGCUACACCAUCGGCAUCUGCUGCCAGCGUCAGUUCGCCAGGAGGAUGUCCUACUUCCAGCAGGUGCACGGGACCAGGAGUUCCAUUCUUCUGCCGUCUGCUCAGUCGACGAGCGUCAGACGAGCGUCGCAGUUCAACGACUACGAGCGCUUCGUCUGCUCGCACCACGCCAAAAGUAAUUCCAUAUCAACGGAGAUGACCGUGUUGCGAAGACUGGACAAGAGUUCCCCUGAGGGAAUGUGUAAUGGUCAUGCUCAUGGAUGUCCUUGA
Molecule: messenger RNA, 1440 nt
Organism: Gigantopelta aegis
Lineage: Eukaryota; Metazoa; Mollusca; Gastropoda; Neomphalida; Peltospiridae
Product: QRFP-like peptide receptor
Exons: 9
Coding region: 1-1440 (479 amino acids)
Biological process (GO): G protein-coupled receptor signaling pathway
Cellular component (GO): membrane
Molecular function (GO): neuropeptide Y receptor activity
Source: RefSeq, a predicted model, not a curated record